Molecule: messenger RNA, 1119 nt
Organism: Trypanosoma rangeli
Lineage: Eukaryota; Euglenozoa; Kinetoplastea; Trypanosomatida; Trypanosomatidae
Exons: 1
Coding region: 1-1119 (372 amino acids)
Source: RefSeq, a predicted model, not a curated record
AUGGCUGGCCGUGUGCUGUUGGUGUGUGCCCUCUGCGUGCUGUGCUGCGGCGGCGGUGUCGGUGCGUGGGGUGGCGACUACUGCACGGAGAGUGACUGGAGGGGCUUGAGGGCGGUUGCGAGGGACAUGAGCGAGGCGGAGAUUGAGGGGCAGUACUGCGGCCGCAAGCCGGAGUUUGUGCAGCGGCUGCGGGCGAGUCUGCAGGCAGAGACUAAAGAACAUCAGGAUGAGAAGGCAAAGAAUGCCCCCGACACCGACGAAAAAGCUCAACAAGGAAAGCAAAAUGAGCAGCAUAAUGCAGGCGCACCCGGAGUAUCGCAAACUAAUGGCGCACCUUCGGAAAUGGGGGGAGACUCGGGGAGGGGACAGUCUUUGGGGUCGAAGGGAGUUUCACCAUCAGGGAAGGACGGUGCAGGAAGCACUUCCCAGUCAGGUGGCAGCACAAGCCCAACCGAAGAUGGAGCACCGCGUACGGACAAAACAGUGUCGCCCCCGGCGCCGCCAUCCAAACCCUCAAUAACGACUUUGCAACCUGGUGGAGGAGAAAAGGACGUUAUACCGAAUACCACAUCGGAGUCUUCACCACCAGUGAAGCAAGAUAAAGCAGAAGCGAGUGACGGAGAGGAGAAGACAUUGCACGAAAAAGUUCCAGAACAACAACAAAAGACCCAGAUUGUGCAGGAGCCUCCGCCUGCAACACCAAACGCACCAACACCGCCGACCGGGCAGUCAGGGGAGGCCGAAGAGAAAACGACGUCGGCCGACGGUCAAUCAAAGGCGAAUGAGGGGAACGGAGGAGAAGCGCGAGUUGAGGACAUCACACAAAACACUCAAACGACAGUUGUUGGGGGCCACGCGGGGGCAACUCAACAAAAUUCCCCUGCGGUUGGUGGCGGUGCUGCCAGCAGUGAGGCUGAAAGGCGCGCGGUGGACGAUGCAGCGAAAGGCGGUGUGGAGGAAACAACAGCAGCGUCAGCCACCAUCAGCGUUGGCACUAAUGCGGCGAAGCCGGUGCCCGGCGACAGUGACAGCGGCAGCGCGGCCUCGCACUGCACCUCCCCCGUUGCGCUUCUUCUGCUUUUUGCGUGUGCGGUGGCUGCUGCGAUGGCGGCGGCGUGA